AUGAAGCUCCAUACCCUAUCCCUGCUCUCUAGCUUCCUGCUUCUUGCUAGUAACAGCUUUACAUUGGCGAAUCUUGAAGUAAGAACUCUGGAGAAGCGGAGCUCACCUCCUCCGACCGAUCAAGCGUUCAUUGUCAAUGUUCUGUCCUAUGUUAAUGGCAUUCGAAGCAAGCAUGCAGCCACGGCUUUGAAUUGGGACGCAACACUUGCAUCAUUUGCCCUGAAGAAGUCCAAUGGUUGCAAGCAGGAUCAUACCGGUCCCUAUGGUGAAAACGCCUACAACUUCUGGUACAUUCCUGCCACUUCCGCGCCCAACUUUGCCGCGCAAGUACAGAGUGCAUUCAAUUACUGGAUCCGUCCAGAAGAAGUGAAUGCUUACAAGGCUGGGAAUCUCCCAGGCGCGUACCACUUCACUCAGACUGUCUGGAAGGCUUCCAAGAAGAUCGGUUGCGCUUUCAGUACUAAUCGAUGCACUCAAAACCCGAACCAAGAGUGGUGGUUUUACUGCGAGUUCAGCCCGAUGGGCAACAUUAUUCCAUACUAUCCAGGAAAUGUUACGGUCUAA
This is a messenger RNA of Alternaria atra, 564 nucleotides long. RefSeq lists its product as uncharacterized. The record is from RefSeq and is a predicted model, not a curated record. The transcript has 2 exons. The coding region runs from base 1 to 564 and encodes 187 amino acids. Lineage: Eukaryota; Fungi; Ascomycota; Dothideomycetes; Pleosporales; Pleosporaceae.